Messenger RNA from Panonychus citri (citrus red mite), 3528 nucleotides. RefSeq names its product serine/threonine-protein kinase 17A-like. Gene Ontology annotation, biological process: intracellular signal transduction; protein phosphorylation; positive regulation of apoptotic process. Gene Ontology annotation, molecular function: protein serine/threonine kinase activity; ATP binding. NCBI's taxonomy places the organism in Eukaryota, Metazoa, Arthropoda, Arachnida, Trombidiformes, Tetranychidae. Gene Ontology annotation, cellular component: nucleus. The record is from RefSeq and is a predicted model, not a curated record.
CGGUUUAAAUUGAAGUUGAGAAUGAACAAGUUGAUUUGGAAAGUUUUUUCUUUUUGGUGAAUUAAUUGUUGUUUGGCAUUAAUUUGAUUAAAUUGUGAGUGUUUUUCUUAAAUUAAAUAUUUUAUUGUUGGUGUUUAAAGUGAUCAACCUGUUUACCUGGAAAGUGAACAAAAUUGUGAAAAAGGAAACAAAAUACAAAAAGUUUUUUUUCUGUCGUGUUAUUAUUUUGUUAUUUUCGGCUUUUCCGAGUUACCCAAAAAUAAUAGAGAAAAGGAAUAUAAAUAAACAAUAGCUGUUGUUAUGGGUCAUUUCAUCAAUGGUGGUGGUUCCAAUUCACAGAGAAAAGGAUUCAUCAGUGAGGAUAAUUUUCCAAUCUCCAUUGAUAUACGAACGGAAUCUCUUGAAUCGGUGUAUCUGGUUGAUCCUCGACCAUUUGCAAGAGGAAAAUUUGCCCAAGUGAAAAGAUGUGUCCAUAGACAAACAGGUAUCGAAUAUGCUGGUAAAUCGAAAAAACGACGACGAUCAACUGAUGUUCGACACGAGAUUAUGCACGAAAUUGGUGUCCUACUAUUAUCACAGAAUAAUGAUGGUAUCGUUAAGUUACAUGAAGUUUACGAAACAUCAAGUGAAUUCAUUUUAAUCUUAGAAAUGGCUAAAGGUGGUGAAUUACAGAGGAUAUUAGAUGAAGAGGAUACAAUCCCAGAGAAAGAUGUCAUCCGACUUUUGCGACAAAUUUUAAAUGCAUUACAAUUUCUCCAUAGUAAUAACAUUGCCCACCUUGACAUCAAGCCCCAAAAUUUACUAUUAACUGGACCUUUACCCGAAGGCGAAGUUAAACUUUGCGAUUUUGGUAUUUCACGAUUAAUCAGCGAAGGAGUUGAAUUAAGAGAAAUCGUUGGAACUCCAGAUUAUGUUGCACCCGAAAUAUUACAUUAUGAUGCAAUCAGAUUGGAAACUGAUAUGUGGUCCAUCGGGGUCUUGACCUAUGUCCUUCUUACAGGUUACUCUCCAUUUUCGGGUGACACUAAACAAGAAACCUAUUCAAAUAUAACCAACACUAAACUUGAAUUCGGACCAGAGUUUGAUGAAAUCUCUAUGGAUGCCAUUGACUUUAUUAAGAGUUUACUCGUUUCAGAUCCAAAGAAACGACCUACUGCCAAAGAAUGCUUAAAACACGCUUGGUUAAAGGAGGAUAAUAAUGUCGAUGAUCUUGCUGUUGGGGUUAAUGAUAGUUCAAGUGUUGUCAGUGCUCCCAAUGGUGUUUUACCUUGUGAUCAACAACCGGUCAACAAUUUACCCAAAGUUGUAGUGGUCAGCGAGAGUAAUAAGGAAAACCAAUCAUUCAUACAAGAUGAAGAUAAUAUCAACAGUUCAUACAACAGUUUCAGAGAUAAUAAUAUUUCAAAUGGUAUCGUUGUCGCUGCAAACAACAACAAUAAUAAUAACAACAAUUUGACCAGCAACAAUACUACGGUUAAUAAUAAUAACAAUAACAUUGUCAUCAAUAAUAACAAUAAUAAUAGUAUUAUCACAAGUAUGGAUAAAGUGUCCAAAGAUAAAAGUCGAGAUUAUUUUAUCCUAAAAAUGACCUCACAUUCAAAUAUCAGUGAAAGUAAAUCAGUUCCCAAUACUCCGUCCUGUAAACGAUUCAUGGUCAGUGAGGAAUCAUCAACAGUUGUCCGAUCGUCAUCAACUGAACGUCGUAAUAAUAACAACAACAAUAAUAAUAAUCUAUCUUCAUCUUCAUCUUCAUCAACAAACACAACCGAAAAAUCAACCUCAUCAACAUCAAUCCUGUUUAAAUCAAAUUCAUCAAUAACUUCAUAUUCAUCAUCAACAAGCUUCGAGUCACCUUAUCACUUAGUCUUCCGAGAAGAUAUAAGAGAUGAGAGGGUCAGCUUUAUUUAUUGAAAGUGUCCACUACAACAAACCCACUCUCUCCCUCUUCCUCUCUCUCUCCACCAUUAUUAUUAUUUUCAUCAUUACAAUUACACAUUAAUUACCUUUUUCAUGUACCAGUUUUUUCAUCCCCUUAAAAGAUGCUGUUGAUAAAAUGAUAUCAAAUGAUGAUGAUGAUGAUGAUGAUGACAGGAAGAUAACCAGAGAGGGAGAGAGAUAAAUGCUUAAAAUACUUUGAGCUAUAUUCUGAUACAAGGGAUGGCCCACAAAAAGGUUGGACGGGUAGACUAAUUUUCCACCUCAGAUUUCAUGAGUAUUUCAAUUCAAUCCAAGUUUCGAUCUAAUUUAAUUGAAUUGAUUUUAUUGUUGAUGAGAAAUUACCUUAAGUUAAUUAUAUGUUUGUUUUUUUAUAUCUCGUUGAUUUACACAGAAAAAAAUCAUUGGGAAAUUAGCUCAUCUCUUUUUACGGGUUAUCCCUUUAGGAAGCGAAUGAAAAACAAAAAUUGGCAAAGCGAAAAUAGAUUACCGUUUGUUUUGCUCUCUUUUUCUCGUAGAAAAGUUUACAUUUUAUAUGAUAGAGAUUGAGAGAGAAUAAGGUUUCAUCUUCCUCAUCAUCAUCAUCAUCAUUCUCUGUUAUUAAAUCAUCAACACUCUUGUCAAUGAUUUCAAUAACAACCUCAAAAAGGAUGCAAUUUAUUGAGCAUAAAAAAAUCCACUUUUGCCUUUUCUCUUUGUUAUAUACAAACUAUUCACUCUGUGUUCAACUGAUUGAUCAAUUGAUCAAUACAUUUAAUCACUAUUAUCACACCACCUCCACACAAACACACACACACACAAAUCAAUCAACAAACUAUUUCACAAUUUGGCCUUUGUUUGAAUGACCUUUCAAAGUAAAUGGACACAUACACAAACCACAACAAUUAAGACUCAGGAAUCAAGACAAUGAUUGGCAACAAAAAAAAGACUCUAAAUGGUGUGGAAUCAAUUAAUUAGCAAGGAAAUUGUUGAUUGUUGAAAUGUUUUCUCUCCAUAAACCACCUUGCUCUUUCUUUUUCUCUUUCUCUCUCAGCUUGUCUUCAUUUUUAUCUUCCAAUCACAUUGCCAAGCAUGUUCAUCAUCUAUGUCCCCUUUUUUUCAUCUUCCUUUUCAAUUGUGAUCUCCGUGUCGUCUUCCCUUCACCUAUGGGUAGCUAUUAAUAUAUAAGUUAUUUCAUCUGAAACUGUUUCUUUUUCCGCUCUGUAACAUCAUCAUCCUCAUCAUCUUCAUCUUCAUCAUCAUUUUGAAAACUUUCCUUGAUGUUGAAAUAACAAGAAGCAAAAAAAUGUUACAUGAGAGAGCGAGAGAGAGAGAGAGAGAUGUAGACAGAAAAUAGUGAAAAUUUGAUGAAGGAUGAUGAAGAUGAAGAAAAACUUUGUCAAUAUUUUGCUCUUCUCGAUUAAUUAACUUCAUUAUUUAACUAUUAUCAUGAUGAUGACCAAACCACAAUCAAGGGAAAUCAAUUGAACAACACACACAAUCAAAUCAACAAUCAUCACCACCAACAAUUUAUAAAUCAUCUAAACUUAAACAAAAUGUAAUGUCCAAUGUAAUGUCCAAAUCAGAGAUAUAAACAUCUUAUCACAAUUUAAA